Molecule: messenger RNA, 2142 nt
Organism: Hipposideros armiger (great roundleaf bat)
Lineage: Eukaryota; Metazoa; Chordata; Mammalia; Chiroptera; Hipposideridae
Gene: HDIP1
Product: chromosome unknown C16orf87 homolog
Exons: 4
Coding region: 16-954 (312 amino acids)
Source: RefSeq, a predicted model, not a curated record
ACCGAAGUUAAUUAAAUGCCGGGCGCUGAGCGCUUUACCUUGCACCUCUCUUCUCUCCUUCUCCUUCCUCCGGGAGGAGGCGUGCCCAGUACCUAUCUGCGUUCUGUGCAGUCGUUGGUCGAGCCUGACGCCCGUCGCUGCCAAGUCCCGCUCAAGCCACGCCCCCACGCCGACCGCACGGCCGGGAGAGGGCGUGGCCAUUGUCCUGCCGGAGGGUCGGGACCUUCUCCUCUCGUGAGAAUCGGGACGCGCUCGAGGGCCGGCCCUGGGUGGGUGGCAGCGCGGUCCGCUGUCCCACGGAGCAGCUGCACGCCGCGCCCCGCCCCCUCGGCACGCAGGCUCCGCGCGAGCUCGCGCACGCGCGCGCGCACCCGGCAGCGCCUCAGUCUGGCGAGCCGGGACCGGGCGGGCGGAGGCCGGGCCGCUGAGGUACGAGGGGAGGAGCCCGAGCCGCCGCCGCCGCCGCUGCCGCCGCCGCCGGAGAGGAGCAUGUCCGCAAGUCGGGCCAAGAAAGUGAAGAUGGCCACCAAAUCGUGCCCCGAGUGCGACCAACAGGUUCCUGUUGCAUGUAAAUCAUGUCCCUGUGGUUAUAUAUUUAUUAGCAGAAAACUUUUAAAUGCAAAGCACCCAGAGAAAUCACCAACUUCUACAGAAAACAAGCAUGAGGCCAAGAGGAGGCGAACAGAGAGAGUUAGGAGAGAGAAGAUAAAUUCUACAGUAAAUAAGGAUUUAGAAAACAGAAAAAGGUCUCGAAGUAACAGCCAUUCAGAUCAUAUCAGACGAGGAAGAGGAAGACCUAAAAGUGCAUCUGCCAAAAAACAUGAGGAAGAAAGAGAGAAACAGGAGAAGGAAAUUGACAUCUAUGCUAACCUCUCUGAUGAAAAGGCUUUCGUGUUUUCAGUCGCCUUGGCAGAAAUAAAUAGGAAAAUUAUCAAUCAAAGACUUAUUCUCUGAUAUUUGUCUGCAGAAUGUAUUGCAACUUUCUUCAGGAUUACAUCAGCAAAUUCUCACCCAGUUAUAGACUCUCAGGAGCGUUCUGACGGCAUCGAUAAGGGCCACUGAUUGGUUUUCCCCAGCAUUUAGCCUGUGCCACACUUUGGGAGCAAAGCUGUAGGCUUGGACUGUUCUGGAAUUUCCUUGUUUGUCAAGGAGUAUUGUCAGUGUUUUGUGUUUGGGAUAUAAGUAAGUGUAUUUACAAAAAAAAAAAGAUGGCUGAUAAAGGUUAAAAGUGUAGGGAUGGGAAUGGAAAUAUGAAAACUAGGGAAAUAAAAUGCUUGAUAAUUUUUCAGGUUUGCCACCAGAGAUGCAAUAUUUUACAUAUUUUGAGGAAGACUUUUAAAAAAUAUAUAUUUCAGACUUUCAGCACUAACAGAUUGCAUAUAUACAAUUCAUUUACUUUUAAUAAAUUGGCAAUUGAUAUUUUAUUGAAUGGGAAAUUAAGAAUAUAAAUUGUAAAUUUUGUCUUAAAUUGAUUUUUUUCUUGGCCUUUUAUUUUUAUGACUGAAGGUAUGAGUUAUAUUUUGGGAGAUACUUUCUAGGCAAUUUGGAAGUUUGGGUGCUAUAUGAAGAAAAACAUUUAAGGAUAUAUGAUACUUUAGAUAUAAACAUCUUGUUUUCUUGAAUGUAAUUUAUUUAUUGGUUUAAAAAAAAACCACUUUUCUGCUCUCAAAAUGGUGCCUGUUAACCUAAACAUAAAAUAUAUUUAUUACAUGCAAAAUAUUUCUUAGAUAGCCACUUUUAAGCAGUAAUGUUUUAUCUGAAUGGAUGUUCAUUUAUACAUCCUAGUAAUUAUUUAAAUUGUUACUUAACCUCACUCUGGAAGAAAAAAUAAACCUUAAUAUUGAAACUAAUAGAUGAAAUAAUGUGGUGUAAGCCUCUUGUUCUAGUGAAGUUUGUGAAAUAUAUUUAAAUUCUUAAUUUUUCUAGUGUUAAAUGAUAAUUGUUUAUAGUUGCUUUAUUUUAUAUUAAAUGCUUUUGUAUUUUUGCGUAUUGAUUUAAUGAUUAACAUAUUCAGACUUGACAAGAACUUCCCUUAUUUUAACUACCCUCCUCUGCCAAAUCUGUUUAGAAGUCCUAAAGCCUAAUUAGGGAAGGCCAUCAGUUAGACUUAGCCACCUUAAGAGAAUUUCCCUUUUUUUUUUU